Molecule: messenger RNA, 3642 nt
Organism: Aspergillus terreus NIH2624
Lineage: Eukaryota; Fungi; Ascomycota; Eurotiomycetes; Eurotiales; Aspergillaceae
Exons: 6
Coding region: 1-3642 (1213 amino acids)
Molecular function (GO): zinc ion binding
Source: RefSeq, a predicted model, not a curated record
AUGUCAUCCUCCACUCCCGCAGUGGUCUCGGUGGACCCCAAUACUCUCAUCACCCUCAAGCUUCUCUACAACGACAAUAACCGUCGCUUCAAGGUCCCUCUGAAGGACCUCGGGGCUCGGGUUCUACCCCAGAAGCUCCGCCAACUUCUUGGCAUUCCCGCAGAUGUUAACGUCAUCUUUGAACGCUACUCCGACAGCGCCGGCUGUUACGUCCGUCUCGACGCCGACAACUCCGCUGUCUACAAACAACUCUAUCGCGCUGCCAAGGCCAAGUUGAAGCUUCGGAUUAGAGUCAUCCAGUUGAAUGAACAACCUACCCCCUCCCAGCCCGAAGAACUUCCGGAACCCCUCGUCCCCACGGAAAGGUGCAACUAUCUCGAGACCGUCUUGAGCUCUCCCCUUUCCACCGAUCAACCCAUGGUCGACGCUCCCAACCCCGCGCAUUGGUGCAAUCCGUCGACGUCCUAUCGGGAGUUCGUUCCCGACAACCUCACCACCCCAGUCGUCUCCCACACGUCGCCCACCGGCAUCUUCUGUAUCGACUGCAACCAGUGCGGUCGAUCGAUUCCCAACGAACACUAUCACUGCAGCAUCUGUGAGAACGGUGACUAUGACCUGUGUCUCCCUUGUGUUCAGUCCGGCGCUACGUGCUUGGAUGACGAGCACUGGUUAAUCAAGCGGGUCGUCACCGACGGCAUUGUUACCAACAGCACCACCGAAACGGUGGCUCCUCGCAAGGCCCGCGCCACGGAGCCUGAGCAGAAACAGACCGAUCUCAUUUCAGAGGUCCCGACUCCCGCUCCCAUGGCACCCCCGACGUCGCCAGCACCUUAUGUGGCCCGGGAGGCACCGGCACCAGCACCAGCACCAGCACCAGCACCAGCACCGGCCGACCCUACUGAGGAGAGAAUCUGCAAUGGCUGCCUCCGUGAAUAUGACGAAACCAAGAUGGUCACGUGUGUCGACUGCGAGGACUACGACCUUUGCACCACCUGCAUUCUCAACAACACCCACGGCCACCACCCCGCUCAUACAUUCACUCUGAUUCGAGACCAGGAGUUCUCUUUGAAGAGUCUGGUGUUGUCGCGUUGCAAGGCGGGCCGCAACAGACAGCACUCGGCAAUUUGUGACGGUUGUGAAAAGAUGCUGACUUCUCAGCGUAUCACCGGCGUACGUCACAAGUGUCUGUCCUGCCCCGACUGGGACUACUGUGCAGAGUGCCAUCAGAAGGCUGCGCAGACUCACCCCGGACAUCGGUUCGUCCCUCUGUAUGGCCCUAUUGCCGACCCGCCCCAGCACCGCGAGGUUCACGCCGGUAUCUACUGCGACGGUCCUCUCUGCAAAGACAAGCCGUUCCCCAGUUACAUCAUUGGCGUCCGCUACAAGUGCUCCAUCUGCUACGACACAGAUUUCUGCGCCAAGUGUGAGGCGCUUCCGACCAACUCGCACAGUCGUACGCAUCCGAUGAUCAUGCUCAAGACUCCGGUUCAAAAUGUGAGCGUCAGCACGAUCCAGGCGAACCCCGUGGGUGAUUCCAUCCGCUCGUUCGGUGAUCUGCCGGCGAAUCCCUCGCCGGUCCAACGCACUUCACCCGUGGAGUCGAGCAAGCCGUCGCCUCGGGUGAACUUGCCUAAACCUGUCGUCGAGUCUCCAGUGGUCGAGGCUACCGAGAAGCCCACCGCGCCGGCUCCAGAAUCGCCAAUGAAGGUCGCGGAGAAACCGGCCGAUACUACAGAUGCCAGUUAUCGUGCGCUCUUCGAGCGUGACACUGUCGCGGACGGUACGGCCAUGCCUCCCAACAAAGUGUUCGAACAGACCUGGACGCUCUACAAUCCUGGUCCGCUUGCCUGGCCCGCCGGCACUUUCGUCCGGUUCGUUGGCGGUGAUUCCAUGUUUAACGUGGAUACGAAUACUCCGCUUAGCCUCUCCUCGGUUAACUACGCGACCGAGAGCAACCAGCUCGCCGACCCGGUGCAGCCGGGCCAGCGCGCCAACUUCACGGUGGUCCUCAAAGCUCCGAGCCGCGUGGGCACCGCCAUCUCCUACUGGCGCCUGAAGCUGGCGGAUGGCACUCCGUUUGGUCACCGGUUGUGGUGUGAUAUCCGCGUCCGAGAAGACGUGCCGCCGGUUGAGGGUGAGUCGGAGAGAUCCGCCCCUGAGACUGAGACCACCGGCAGCCAGAUGAUCUUCCCGAAGCUGGAGAAGGAGUCCCCGGCUGCGAGCACCCACGAGGCAGCGACUACAGCGCCCGCCCCGUCCGUGACCAACUCGUCCGACCAGGAUAUUUUGGAAGACGUGGAGAGCCUGACGCUCGGAGACGAUGAUACCGAGGCCGGAUUCCUGACCGAUGAGGAAUACGAUAUCCUGGAUGCCAGUGACCAGGAAUACAUGGACGCCCGAUCUAAACAGUCCACCACUACUGAUAACAUGGGCGUCUUGAUGAAUCUCGCCCUCCUCGCCGUGCUGGUGGCCACUCUCUAUGGUCCGGUGUCGCGCGAGCUCACCGUCCUGGGCGUGUGGCGCAAGUCAGACGCAAUGGGAGUGAAGCAUUCGUUCCAGGAGAUCCCCGAUACCAUGCAAUGCGAGGACCUGCACUACCAUGAGGGGUCCGGGCAGAUCUUCACGGCAUGCGAGGAUUCAGUCCAGCCCCGGUUCAAAUGGUAUCCUGGGCUGGCUAAUCUCCAGGGACCGGCAACCUCGGCGGGAUCAAUUCAUGUCAUCAACCCGAAGACGAUGAAAUCGACGCGUUUGGCGUUUGAGAACUUCUCUGGGCCUUUUGUCACUCAUGGGAUCGAUAUCGUGGACGACCCAGAGCGCUCCGGCGCCCUCUACAUCUUCGCGGUCAACCACCUCUCCAACCCGGAGUAUUUCGACACAGCGACACCCAGCAUGGACAUAUCUAAGGCACGCUCGCAGAUCGAGCUCUUCCACCACGUCCUGGGGUCUUCCUCUGUCCGCCACAUCCGUUCCAUCUUCCACCCUCUCGUCGUCACUCCGAACGACCUGUACGCCGAGUCUCCGACCUCGGUCUACGUCACGAACGACCACUUCUACCGCGAGGGCCUCAAACGUGCCUUUGAGGACCUUGUUCCCGCCGCGCGCUGGUCCAAUAUCAUCCAUCUGCAGCUUGAUGGCGACAAGGUCCACGCUACCACCGCCCUGACCGGCCUGCACAACAACAACGGCCUGGGCCACGGCCAGUCCCCGGACGAGAUCCUCAUCUGCAGCGCCGUCGGCGGCACCAUGUACCGUGCGCGGCGUGUCCAGGACUCGGAUGCUCUCGAGGUCGUCGAUGAAUUCCGGUACGACAGCACCAUCGACAACCCGAGUUUCUACGCGGACCCGCAUGCCACCGAGGGUGAUGACGCCAGCGGCUAUGUCCAGGCAGGCCUGCGCCGCGCCAUCGACAUCACCCACACCCAUGCUGAUCCGCAGGGUCGGGACGGCGCCAUGGUGUGGUAUACACGGCGGGGACGGUCAGGCGAGUGGGAGACGAAGUUGUUGGUGGAGGAUGAUGGGACGAUGAUCCGGAGUGCCAGUUCCGCGGUGCUGGUGCCGGGGGAGAGCAAGGGGAAGGCGUUGCUAUUUGUGUCGGGAUUUGUGUCGGACAGUGCGAUUGCCAUGGAGGUCGAUUUGUAUUGA